Messenger RNA from Nerophis lumbriciformis (worm pipefish), 1890 nucleotides. NCBI's taxonomy places the organism in Eukaryota, Metazoa, Chordata, Actinopteri, Syngnathiformes, Syngnathidae. The record is from RefSeq and is a predicted model, not a curated record.
AAAUCAAACAGUGACUCUCAUGUUCCAGAACCUUCCGACAACAGGUCUAUGGAAAUGCAGGACCUAGCCAGUCCUCAUAAUCGCGUGGGCGGCGGUGGCGAUUCCAAACUGGACAAGAACAACCUGGAAAGCCCGUCCACGGUCACCGCUAAUGGAACGGGAGGUGAGAACAUGACAGUUCUAAACACGGCGGAAUGGCUGCUGGGCUGUAGCAGCCCGCCUCCGCCGCCGACCUCCAAGGACUAUGUGAAGACAGAGCCCAUGAACAACAACGAUGCAGUGACCACGACAGGCGACGCCGUAUUGGACUCGUACGCCGGCUCAGUCAUUACUAGCAGUGGAUACAGUCCUCGCUCGGCGCACCAGUACUCUCCUCCCCUCUACCCGUCAAAGCCGUACCCUCACAUCCUAUCCACGCCGCCCGCCCCGUCCAUGCCGGCGUACGCGGGCCAGCCGCAGUUCGGCGGCAUGCAGCAGUCCGCCGUCUACACGUACUCGCAAACGGGGCAGGCUUACGGACUUUCCGGCUACGACCUGGGCGUGAUGCUGCCGGGCAUCAAAACGGAAAGCGGCCUAGCCCAGAGUCAGUCUCCUCUCCAGACGGGCCUCAGCUAUAGCCCGGGAUUCACUACGCCUCAACCCGGACAGACGGCCUACUCGCCCUAUCAGAUGCCAGGUUCAAGUUUCACCCCUUCCUCAGGCCUCUACGCCACCAACAAUUCUGUGUCCAGUCCCGCCAACUACACCGCAACACAGCAGGAAUAUCCCUCGUAUACAAGCUUUGGCCAAAAUCAGUACGCGCAGUAUUAUUCCGCCUCUACGUACGGGACGUAUAUGACGCCCGGCGGCGUGGAUGGCAGCGGCGCUACCGUCGCCGCCUACCAGCUUCAAGACCCCACGCCGGCCAUGACGGGACAGGCGGCAGAGCUUCACCCAGGGGACUUUGAGACGGUGCAGCGGCCCUCCACUCCCAUCAAGGACCUGGACGAGCGAGCGUGCCGGAGCGGUGGCGGCACAAAGUCGCGGGGACGGAGUAGGAAGAACAAUCCCUCACCGCCACCUGACAGCGAUCUAGAGAGGGUUUUCGUGUGGGAUCUGGACGAGACCAUCAUCGUCUUCCAUUCUCUGCUCACAGGUUCCUACGCACAGAAAUACGGAAAGGACCCGCCCAUGGCAGUCACGUUAGGGCUGAGGAUGGAGGAGAUGAUCUUCAACUUGGCUGAUUCGCAUUUGUUCUUCAACGAUUUGGAGGAGUGCGAUCAGGUACAUAUUGAUGACGUAUCGUCCGACGACAACGGGCAGGACUUAAGUACUUACAGUUUUGCAACUGAUGGCUUCCAUGCAGCUGCGACCAGCGCCAACCUGUGCCUGGCCACGGGCGUCCGCGGCGGCGUCGACUGGAUGAGGAAGCUGGCUUUCCGCUACAGGCGCGUCAAAGAGUUGUAUAGCACGUACAAAAACAAUGUGGGGGGUCUGCUGGGUCCCGCCAAACGAGACGCCUGGUUGCAGCUGCGAGCCGAAGUGGAAGCGCUGACAGACUCCUGGUUGACGCACGCGCUCAAGUCGCUGUCCAUCAUCAGCUCCAGGAGUAACUGCGUCAACGUGCUGGUGACCACCACGCAGCUCAUACCGGCGCUGGCAAAAAUUCUCCUGUACAGUCUGGGGUCGGUGUUCCCCAUCGAGAACAUCUACAGUGCGACAAAAAUAGGCAAAGAGAGCUGUUUUGAGCGUAUAGUGUCCCGCUUUGGCACUAACAUUACAUAUGUUGUGAUUGGCGAUGGCAAGGAUGAGGAGCAUGCGGCCGGCCAGCACAACAUGCCCUUCUGGAGAAUAUCCAGCCACUCUGACCUGCUGGCGUUACAUCAAGCACUGGAGUUCGAGUACCUGUAA